Lachancea nothofagi CBS 11611 is the source of this 1242-nucleotide messenger RNA. The record is from the annotation of a GenBank genome assembly. Lineage: Eukaryota; Fungi; Ascomycota; Saccharomycetes; Saccharomycetales; Saccharomycetaceae.
AUGGCCAAAGGAACGCCUGUAAAGAAGAAUAAUGGGUCGAAGCGUGGGACACCUGUGUCUACGCCCCCAGUGAAGACAAAAAAGGCUCCAAGCAAAAACGCGACACCUGUCUCCACUCCAGCAUCAACACCAUCCAAGAAGAAGAAGAAGGCCGUGAAACAAACUGAGAAACAGGGUGAGAAGCUAGUGAUGAAGUCUAAGGCUGCUCCAGUCGCCAAAGAACCUGAAACUGUAAUUCCAAAGGACAGAAUCGUACGCGCCGUGCAAGAGCUCUCAAAGUUCACUGAUAGUGAGAAGGAGAAGAAUGGCGGCUCGAAUCAACUUCUAGAGGAUGAAGAUGAGUUAGACAAACAGGUAGAGCUAAUUGCUGUCAACACCACCUCGUUUUCCAGCAACAAGAAAGCUUUCAAACCUAAGCAAUUUAAGAUCGAGCAUUCCCUAUUCAAACCUUGGAAACAAGCCAGCGAGACUUCCGUGAAAGAUUUCAAGCUUCUACUAAUAUUGAAGGAUCAAGACGCGGCCAAAUGUACAGAAGACCAGCUUUACGAUCAAUUGCACGAAUCUGGAAUCACGGUUGACGCUGUGAUUACCGGCAACGAUCUAAAAACUAAGUAUAAGGCUUUUGAGAAAAGAAGAGCCUUUGUUCAAGAUUUUUCCCUCAUCCUAGCAGACGACUCCGUCGUGACAGCUUUACCAAAGAUUCUAGGUGGUAAGGCUUACGAAAAAGUCUCAACAACACCAGUUCCUAUCAAAACCAACAAGAACGGAGCAUUUUCUUUGACAACUCUGGUCAACAGUAUCAAAAAGGUUUACCUCAACGCUCUGCCUGUUAAGAUGCCUCGUGGUACCACUCUAAAUGCUCACUUAGGUAACCUUGAAUGGUUUUCCGUUGAGGAACUAGCGACAAACGUGCUAAUGGUUGUAGAGCAACUAGUUAAAGACUCUCAAGUCAGAUCUAUUUUCUUGAAGGUCAACAAGUCCCCUGUGCUUCCAUUGUACUACAACCAAAAUGUAUUGGAUGAGUUGGUCAAACAAAAGGAAGACAAAUCUAAGGGUUCUUCUUUACAAAAAGUCACCAUUGAUGGCACCGAGCUCGAAAUAUCCCAUUUCGACGCUGGGUUGUUAGAAAUUGCAAACCCUGAUGAAUUAAACAAGGUAUUUGCAUCUCGCAUCAACAAGGCAAAGAAGAGAACUGCCGAGGAAACAGAACCAGUUGUUCCUGCCAAGAAGGCCAAAGCAUAA